CCCAAUUUCAUCAUCAACAAGCUCAACCUUUUUUUAUUUUUCUUCAUUUAAGUAUCGGAUAUGGGUAUUCGUUUACCUUCUAUGAUUCAUCAUGCUAAGCAAGUUCUCAAACUGCAGUCCAAGAACCAGAGAGAUGUCCCAAAAGGGCAUAUUGCAGUCUAUGUGGGAGAAAUCGAGAAGACAAGAUUUGUAGUUCCCAUUUCAUACUUGAAACACCCUUCUUUCAUGGUUUUGCUUAGCCGGUCCGAGGAAGAGUUUGGGUUUAAUCAUCCGAUGGGCGGCCUCACAAUUCCGUGCGACGAAGAUGCAUUUGUUCAUCUCACUUCUCGGUUGCAUGCUUUCUGAAAGGAACAAGACUUU
Molecule: messenger RNA, 360 nt
Organism: Hibiscus syriacus
Lineage: Eukaryota; Viridiplantae; Streptophyta; Magnoliopsida; Malvales; Malvaceae
Product: auxin-responsive protein SAUR23-like
Exons: 1
Coding region: 61-345 (94 amino acids)
Biological process (GO): response to auxin
Source: RefSeq, a predicted model, not a curated record